Molecule: messenger RNA, 898 nt
Organism: Carya illinoinensis
Lineage: Eukaryota; Viridiplantae; Streptophyta; Magnoliopsida; Fagales; Juglandaceae
Exons: 1
Coding region: 326-688 (120 amino acids)
Source: RefSeq, a predicted model, not a curated record
CCCAGUGGCCUGCAAGGUGACCCGGUCAGGAAGUGCGGCUUCCAUGCCAUUCAAACACGAUUGGACUCCAAUAACAUCUUUCUUUCUUCCUUUCUUCCACCAAAGCCUUUGAACUGGUCAAGCACUCCAAGCUUGCCCAACUUUUGUCAACGAAGAAAGUCAUGUUCUUCCAAUCACUGAAAAGUUCCAAAUUCGUCAUUCAUGGCGUAUGCAUUCAAUUCAAAUGACCAUAAAUUCUGACACCAUAUGACUUUUCAUUACCGGCCAUAAUUCAUCUCAAAUCUCGCUCAAAUCAAAAUCGCUUCUCGAUUAGUUCUUCUACAGGAUGCAGAGUAGUACUCCUCAAAAACAAGCUACACAAAGUCCGGCACAACAAGUACCAACGGCGGCGAGGACUUCACUCACCAGAUCGGGAAGUAUGGUGACGGGGAAUCGGGGACGUAAGAACAACCAUGUCUUAGCGUCUCCUAGAGCCGGGCGGGCGGUUUGUACGUGUUCCAACCAUCCUGGAUCAGUCAGGUGUACCCGGCACGGUUACGCGGUGCCUGAAACGUCGUCGAGGAGGCGUUAUGGGAGCAAAGAGGUCUUGGUCAGGAGGGCCUUGACGCCACCAACUCGUAGGUUGAGCCUUCGGUGGUGGAAUUUCCGGCCAACGCCGAGUCGGCUCUCAAACAUGUCUGUGGCUUAACUUGUGUUGAUCCUCCUCUGCUUUGACUUGAGAUAGAUAGUUUUGGUGCCAUCCAUGCAUGAUGGUUGCAGAACUUCUGAUAUGUACCAGGAAAGCUUAACAUAUAUAUAUAUAUAUGUAUGUAUAUAUAUUGGAUAUUGGAGAGUGUUGUCCUAGACUUUUAACUUCUUUGUAAUUAUCCAGAGGAUUGCAGACAUUUCUUUGUUAAUA